This is a messenger RNA of Toxorhynchites rutilus septentrionalis, 1224 nucleotides long. RefSeq lists its product as uncharacterized. The record is from RefSeq and is a predicted model, not a curated record. The transcript has a single exon. NCBI's taxonomy places the organism in Eukaryota, Metazoa, Arthropoda, Insecta, Diptera, Culicidae. Bases 1 to 1224 code for a protein of 407 amino acids.
AUGGCGGAGAGAAAUAGUGCGAAAAAAAAGUUGGCCGUAGCCACCGAAGCGGAAGAAAGUGGGAAUGCAAUAAGUGAGCUGGAGCGUACCAAGGACAACAUCGUCGAUUCCUUGGGGUUGCUGGAAUAUUACGUGAAGGAGUUCGAUAAAACGGAGAAGAUACAAGGUCAGGUAGGAGCGUGGGCAGAGAAGUUAGAGCAAUUGUACAACGAUUAUCAUCGGAUCAUUGCGAAACUGGAGAGUUUCUCCACCGAAGAGGAGCCCGUCGACUUAAAAGGUGAGCGUAUCGAUUUUGACACCAGAUAUUAUGCGCUGCGGGCGUUUUAUAUGAACAAAUUGAGUAAAUCCAGUGGUUCAGCGUCCGUGAAUCCCCAGUCUUCGGUAAGACCACUCAACAUACGACUUCCGGAGAUAAUUUUGCCGAAGUUCAGCGGGAGAUUAGAGGACUGGUGUGUUUUCCGAGAUACGUUUGAGUCAGCGGUUGGUUCUCGCGACGAUAUCAGCGCGGUCGAGAAGAUGCACUACUUGAAGGGUCUAGUGCAGGGAGAAGCAGCGCGAAUCCUCGACCCGAUAAGAAUCAGCGAGCAGGGAUAUAAGAACACCUGGCGAUCGUUGCGUCUGCGGUUUGAGAACAAACGACAGCUGAUCAAAUGUCACAUCAGAUCAAUCUUCGAUACCCCAGCGAUGUGCAAGGAGAGCGUUGAGGAACUUCUGGCUUUGGUGGACCGUUUCGAGCAGCAAAUUUCCGUUCUCAAGAGUUUGGGAGAACCAGCCGAUCGAUGGAGUUCUCUUCUGGUGUAUCUGCUGUCUGUCCGCCUUGAUCCGAGUACGCUACGAGAAUGGGAGAAUCACUGUGCAAAACUCGACGCCGAUAACAUCGCCGCUGUUCUAGGAGGUACCGCCCGAGAUGUCGACCAUGUUAACGAGGAGUCAUCAGCAAUUCCAUCGUACAUUUCCAUGGUCAAUUACCUCCAGAAUUACGCUCGAGUGUUGCAAGCCGUCUCUCCCAUCGUCUCCCACUCUGCUCCAUGCUUCAAGCCGCCUCGCCCUCAACCUCCACCUUCCAAGUUCGCUUCGUUUCCUGUAGCAGCACAACCCGAAACAUCCAGUUCAGCUGCAGCCACCGUCAUCCAGUCGUCGAAGCCAUGCGCCAAGUGCGGUCAAGCGCACUACUUGUACCAGUGUCCCGAGUUCCGCACGAUGAACGUCACUCAACGAUCGUAG